This is a messenger RNA of Tachyglossus aculeatus (Australian echidna), 2219 nucleotides long. RefSeq names its product syntaxin 17 (gene STX17). The coding region runs from base 167 to 1078 and encodes 303 amino acids. The record is from RefSeq and is a predicted model, not a curated record. Lineage: Eukaryota; Metazoa; Chordata; Mammalia; Monotremata; Tachyglossidae. The transcript is spliced from 8 exons. Gene Ontology annotation, biological process: vesicle fusion; intracellular protein transport; exocytosis. Gene Ontology annotation, cellular component: SNARE complex; endomembrane system; autophagosome membrane. Gene Ontology annotation, molecular function: SNAP receptor activity; SNARE binding.
GCCCUGCCACAGCCGGACACCAUGACUGGCGGGUUCGUUGGCCCGCCCCGAUUCGGAACCGGCCUGUGGAGGCAAAAAUAAUCAUAAUGGCGACGAUGGCGUCUGGUUCCCCAGCGCGAGCAGAGAAGAUCUAAUGGGCAACUGGUGACCUAAUCCUCCUUUCAGGAUGUCUGAAGAUGAGGAGAAAGUGACCCUGCGUCGCCUCGAGCCAGCCAUCCAGAAAUUCAUCAAGGUGGCAGUCCCCACCGACCUGGAGAGGCUGCGAAAGCAUCAGAUGAACAUUGAGAAGUAUCAGCGUUGCCGACUUUGGGACCAGCUUCACGAAGAACACAUCAACGCAGGCCGAACCGUUCAGCAGCUGCGAUCUAACAUCCGAGAAAUGGAGAAGCUUUGUCUCCGAGUCCGGAAGGAAGACAUCCGAGUUCUGAAGAGAAUGAUCGAUCCCGUGAAAGAAGUAGCCUCCGCUGCCAUAGUGGAGUUUCUCCGACUCCAUUCCGAAUCGGCGGAAGAACUGGAGAGGCAGCUCCAUGCAGACGGCUCUUCGGUCCACGGCCCCAUGACCAGGUCCUUGACUGUGGGAGGACCCCUCCCUACGCCCGAAGCGGAGGAGUACCCCUACAGUUUAAUUCAGUUGGAGGCGCCUCUCCCCGAAAUCCCUCAAGAUCAAAACGCCGCCGAGUCCUGGAGCGCUUUGGAGGAGGAUUUGAUCGCGCUCAACCAGCUGGUGAUGGAUUUCUCGUUGCUUGUCAGUGCUCAGCAGGAGAAGAUUGACAGAAUUGAAGACCAUGUCAACACUGCCGCUGUGAACGUGCGAGAGGGGAAGAGAAGCUUGAGCAAGGCUGCGCGAUACAAGCUGGCAGCCCUGCCCGUGGCAGGUGCGGUCCUCGGCGGCAUGGUGGGAGGCCCCAUCGGGCUCCUCGCAGGCUUCAAAGUGGCAGGAAUCGCAGCUGCUCUCGGCGGCGGGCUGUUGGGCUUUACGGGCGGAAAACUGAUUCAAAGGAAGAAGCAGAAAAUGAUGGAGGAGCGCUCCUCCAGCUGCCCCGACCUCCCCAGCCAGAGGGACAAGAAGUCGAGCUGAAGCAGGCGGGGACGGAGCCCGGGCCGCCCCGGAACGGGGGCUCCGGUGUGUGGACGGGAGCGGGAGGAGCCGUCGGGGUACUGUUCCGGGCCCGUUCCCGUUGGGACUCUGGCUGGGGGAGGUGACUUGAUCCAGGGCCUGGCCCAGGAAAAAAAGAGAGAGAGAGUGUGUGUAUAUGGUGCAAUGUUGGGGGUGCUCAUUCCUCCUCCUAAGAGGAUGUCUGACCUGGGGCCGAGCGCAUCCUCUCCUCCUCCGGUCCUUUUCCUUCCCCAGCUGAACGGUGAGCUGCGUGCAGAGGGAUCACAGUGUUCCCGGGUUUGUCUCGGCCCAUUUGCUUCCCUCUCCCUCAUUCCUCCCCAGCCCAGGGUCGCCAUUCCGUCACCACUGGCCCCUCACUAAGCCCGAGAGCUCUUCCUGCUCCCCGAGGGGCCCGCCCCGCCCCACCACAAUCCAACUGCCCCAGAGCCAAGUGUCUCUUUCUCCUCCCACCCCUUUCCUGCCUUUCUUCUGACCCGCAGCCCCUCACGCGGCUCCGGAGGCGGGGAAAGGAGAAAGGCAGGCAACCUGCAGGUGCCAAAGGAGCUUGGGGUUCAUCGGUCCAGCUGGUGGGAAAAGGCUGCCCUUGAGACCAACUGACGUAGCCUCGGCUCACCGUAACUUUCCUGUAGGGCAAAGUCCCAGGGAGGCUCUCGCUCUCCCGCCGGGAGGAGACGGCAAGGGGCCUACCCGUCCGUCCAGGCUUCAGGGAAGGGCCGUCCUUCAGCUGGCCACUGGUCCAGGGCCUGAUGGAAGAAAACAAAAUCCGUCCAGGGCAGGCGGGGGAGGAUUUUCAGUUUAGUGGGUCCUCUGGGUCCCCCCCUCACUGCCAGUUUGGGACCUGAAUUCUCUCUGCCCCGUCUGUGGUCGUGGACCUGCUUUUCAGGGCUCCAGGAGGAGGAGGAGGGAUGUCCUUGGGAGAGCAGGUAAGCGCUUUAAGACCCAAGAGCAAGGUAACAGGGGACUCUCCAUCUAUGGAUUAUUGGGUUCAAGGCCAGCGGUCCGGUGGGGCUUCAGCUGUGGGACAAUGAUGCCUGGCUGUGAUUUCUCCCCCCGGCCAACUCCCCACCACCUCUAUUCAAUAAAAGUACAGAGUCCAAAUCCA